This is a messenger RNA of Gadus chalcogrammus (walleye pollock), 9216 nucleotides long. It is a transcript of the gene nsd1a, whose product is annotated as nuclear receptor binding SET domain protein 1a. The coding region runs from base 213 to 7109 and encodes 2298 amino acids. The record is from RefSeq and is a predicted model, not a curated record. Gene Ontology annotation, biological process: regulation of DNA-templated transcription. Gene Ontology annotation, molecular function: histone H3K36 methyltransferase activity; protein binding. The transcript has 24 exons. Gene Ontology annotation, cellular component: chromatin; nucleus. NCBI's taxonomy places the organism in Eukaryota, Metazoa, Chordata, Actinopteri, Gadiformes, Gadidae.
UCUUUCCCCACGUCGACGCGUUUUUAACUUGUUUCGAUGAGUUCUUGUCCCAAGUUACCAGUAGCUAUGUGGCUGUAGCCUGUUUGUGUAGUAGGUCUGUGGGAGACCCUUUCUCUGAUGGCACAGUGUCACCACCUUUGCCGUAGCGUGUGCGCUCCUACGAAUAUACGAAUCGGCGAUCGCUUGUUUCUUUGCUUUAUUAUGAUCGGUGAAUGCUACCCGGACUGGUUUGGUUUAAUAGUCAUUGUCUGAAAGCAGCAUGUCAGGAGUACUAUCCUCUGUUUUGGCGACCGACGGCCUUUUGGAAUGGAGGCCAGCCAUGUCGGGUUAUCGGUGAGCAUGCAGCCCUACAUGCCACCUAUUCUUCUUGGAAGGCGUUCGUCGCUUUUAUUGGGAUUGUCGAAGUAUUUUGUCUAAAAGGAAAGAGCCAUGACAACAUGAAUCAGUCUUACAGACGGGCUGUUAGGGGAGGCUCCGUGUUCGGCUCGGGUCAGCCAGAGCUACGGCCCCCCAAUGGCCUCACCACUACUUCCUAUGGAAACCAAUGUGGCAGUCGAAGGCGCAGGUCGGGCCAACCGCCAGCCAUGCAACUGCCAUCCUCCAGCAUCAAAGCAGCACCUGUCCCGGGCUACAGCCCCCCCGACCGGCCCCAUUGUUUCAGCAGCCCGCUGCGGAGCCUUCAGGACCUCAACAGUCUGGUGAGCAGGGGGUCCGACCUGGGCGGGCCCCCCAUGGACGUCCGCGCCAGGACUCACCGGCACUCACCGAGCCCCAUCAGCAACGAGGAAGACGAGGAGGAGGAGGAGGAGGACGACGAUGACGAUGAGUUUGAGGCGCCGUCCGUCCAUCUUCCGCCGUCGCCAGGCGCCGUCCAGACGGACGCCUUCGAGUCGAUCCCGGAGCUGGACAAAAACGGGUUCCCUCCCCACAGCCCCGACAGCAUGGACCGCUGCUCCCCGCUGCCGAACGGCUACCUCCACUUUGAGUCCACGCUGUUCGACGGCGGAGACCUCAAGGUGGAGGAGCGGGGGGGCGGCGGUAAAAAGGAGGACCUCUCCUCCUUCCACUCCUUUUCCCCCAGACCGGGUCUCCACCGCGGCCCGUCGGACCGUAAGACGGCCCCGGCCAGCUCCGGGCCGGACAAACAGAGCGUGUACAAACCGGGCGUCCUCAACCUCAUGGCCCAGACCAUUUCUGAACUCAACCCUACACUAAGCCCCAGCGCGCUGCCCGAGAUCAGUAUGGGAGAGGACUCGAGCGCGGGGGAGAACUCUGACAGCGACGCGGAGCUGUCCUUCAGCCCCGACCACGGGCUGGUCUCGCCGUCCGGCACCAACUCCAACUCAAACAGCCCCAAGAAGAAGCUUCUGUCGGCGGUGAAGUAUCUGAACGGAGACCUGGUCUGGGCUAAGUUCAACCGCCGUCCCUGGUGGCCCUGCCAGAUCGCAUCCGACACGCCGCAGGGGGUUCAUACUAAAAUGAAAGCACCGAGCCAUCGCCCGUGCCGCUUGUAUUUCCUGGAGACGAUCGGUGAGGUAGCGGAGCGGGCCUGGGUCCCAGGGAAGGCCAUUCUUCCUUUCCAGGGAGGUCACCAGUUCAACGAGCUCCCAGUGCUCCGACGGAGAGGGAAGCAGAAGGAGAAAGACUACAAGUAUACGAUUCCCAAGAGUUUACUGACGGCCUGGAAGGUCAGCGUGACCGAAGCGGAGCGCUUAGGUCCCGGUCUCCGAACGGGUGCGGACGACGUGCUGGACGUGCCCCUCAACGGGGAGGUCGGCGACCCCGACCCGCUCCAGGGUCCGGACCCGACCGAGAACCCCCCGACUGAGGCUCACCGGCCGCUGUCCCCGGGCCCCGUCGGGCCCGCGUCGCCCGCCGCGACCCCCAACCGCACGGUGCCCCCUCCCUCCACUGUGCACCCCCCUGUUAGCUCCACUGUAAACCCCACUGUACACCCCACUGUAAACUCUACCGCCAACCAAGGCUUCCAAAAGAAGGCCUGUCGGAAGAAGAAGAAAUGCCUGUCGGACAUAUUCGGCCACAUCGUGGGGGGGUUGAAGGACUCCCCCACGAUCCUGGACCUGGUCAGCCCGCUACCCAAAGCCCCGGACCCCGUCAGAGAGUCCCAGGACUCCCCCUACGCCGACCUGGACUCUAUCCCCAUGCUGAGUCGUCCCAAACGGACAGAGGGGUUUCCCACGCCGGAGACCCAGAGCGGCUCCAAAGCGGUCAAAAAGGAACAGGGUUCAACGCCGGGGAAGGGCGUUGGUGUUGAGGACACGAGCUCGCCGCCCGAGACGGCCGUGAACUCUGCCAAGGCCGCCAGAACCUCCGCAAACAAAUCGGUUUGCCAUGAGAAACGGUUAAGUCAUUUAAAGUCCAACGCGGAUUUGGACGGCUGUAAAAACGUACAAGACGGUUCUCUGGACCAGCACUCCCUGCACCUGCCCGCCAGCAGUCGGCUGAUGACAACAGCGCUGAAGGCCGAGGAGGAGACGGGACUCAAGGACGCCCCGUCGACGGGCCACACCUCCACGAAGAGCCACAACAACGAGGGGGACGACAAGAACGAUGAAGACGACGGCGACGGCGUGCUCAGCGACGCCGAGGCGGGGGCAGACCAGGUCUCGUCCUCCACCGGCCACAGCUCCCCCAAACGCCGCGCAAGGAAGCCCGACAAGAAGCGUGUCUGCAACGGCUCGCUGCCCAAGUCCCCGUCCCGGGGGUCCCGAGCGCCCGCCCUCGUGCCCCCGGCCAAGAUCAAGACGGAGAACGUGGCGUCUGACCUGUCGGCCGGCUCCUCCCCCCCCUCCUCGCUCUCCCCGUUGGACGCCUUCCAGGAGGGCAAGGAGCUGACCUUCAGGUCUCUGGUGAAGGAGGAGGAGGGGGGGGGCAGCGAGGACGGCGACCAGAGCGCCUUCCAGCCGGACGCCAACUACAUGUUCAGCACCUUCCUCAUGCGGCUGAAGGACCGGCACGACACCCGCGAGCUGGAGGGCAGGCCGCUGGUGGUGCCCCGGCCCCCCGUCCUCAUCAAGGAGGAGCCCCUGGUCAUCCCCACCUCCCCGGGGGGUCCGAACCCACUACUGAAGGGCUCCGGCGCCGGCCCCCACCCGGGGGGCCGUAGCUCAGGGAUCAAGGUGGAGAACGGCUGGCCGGGGAAGCCCCCCCUACUGCAGAACGCCACGGCGGCCAAGCCCAAGAAGAAGACCAAGGCCAUCAUGAAAAACGACACCUACAAAUGUGAAGCGCUGCCGCUCCUCUCGCCGGCCGCCGGCGCCGACCGGCAGCGCAGGAAGCAGCGGAUCCCCGCCAAGCUGAAGGUCAGCAUCCCGGGGCUGUCCCCGGACCUGGCGGACAUGGCGUACGGCCGGGAGUUCGUCAGCGGGCACGCCGACCUGGCGGAGCCCGGGUCCCGGGCGUCCCCGCCGGCCGCCGCCGCCCCCCCCGCCGCCCCCGGCCACCCCGGCAUGAGCUGCGAAUCCAAAGUGGCGCCCAAGAAGCGCUGGCAGCUGGCGGAGGGCCUGGCGGAGCGGGGCGGCGGGGGCGGGCCCGCGGGGGGCCGGCCGGGCGGCCAGGUCAACGGGGGGGCGUGCACGGACAGCGCCGGGUUCAGCCCGGGCUCCCCCCAGGUCACGCUGGGCGACGGAAACCUGUCGGAGGACUGCUCCAACGUCUCGGAUUCCAGCGACAAGCGUCUGCGCAGACCCAGUAAGAGACUCCUGGAGGCCAGCGACGAGCGCGAACCAAUAACGUCCCCAAAGAAGAAAUCAAAGAGGAACGCUGAACCCUCCAGAAUGACCAGCGAAGCAGACAGCAGCCCGGAGACCCCCAGUCCGGCGGCAGACCCCCCCUGUCCCCGCACUCCGACCGUGACCUCAUCCUCCAGCCUGGGCUCCGUCCCCCCCCACGCCAGGGGCCCCGGGGCCCGGGGCCGCCUGCAGGAGGACUGCGCCCCCCGGCCGCCCUCCCCCUGCGCCUCCUCCUCCUCCUCCCCCUCCUCCCCCGAGACGGGCGAGGGCCUCGAUCUACCUCCAGACCCCUCGUCAGCAUCCCAAGAGAGGAAAAGGCCAAGGAAACUCUCCCAGCGGAUCCUGGAAUGCACCAUAGAAGAAGUGUCUCUCGCUCCCGCCAACAAGAAGGAGGCCAAGAGACUCUGUGGGAUUACCUCAGAGGAGAAGAAGACCGCCGCAGACACUCAGGACGACCUCAUGAAGAAAGAGCCGGUCGCCCAGAGCAUCGCCAGCCCCCCCAGCCCCGCCGCCAGCCCCCCAGGACCCAGGGGCCCGCCGGGGGUCUUCCUCCCGGCCGAGCCUUCCCCCCCGACCGGGUUCAGGACGCCCAAGAUGGAGGGGGAGGGCUGCGGCUCGGAGGCGGGGCCAACCCUGGCCAAUGGGACGCUUGCUACCAAACCCCAGGGGCUGAGUCCCGGGGUGAACCACAGCUUCCACUCCCACGCGGACGUGAAGGGACGAGCGGGCGCCACCACUCUGAAGGAGAACGUGUGCCAGAUGUGUGAGCGGACCGGGGAGCUGGUUCUGUGUGAAGGCCAGUGCUACGGAGCCUUCCAUCCGCAGUGCCUGGGCUUGGCCGUCGCUCCCAAGAGGAAGUUCAUGUGUCGUGAAUGCAGCUCAGGUGAGCACGCGUGCUACGUGUGCAAGAAGCCGGGCAGCGGCGUGAAGCGCUGCGUGAUUCCCAUGUGUGGGAAGUUCUACCACACGGACUGCGUCAUGGCCUCCUCCACCAGCCAGCCGCAGGGAAAAGGCUUCCGCUGCUCCCUGCACGUCUGCCUGGCCUGCCACAUCGCCAACCCCCUCAGCCUCUCCAGCUCCAAAGGUCGUCUGGCCCGCUGUGUGCGCUGUCCCGUGGCCUACCACGCCAACGACAACUGCAUGCCCGCCGGCAGCCUGGUGCUGGCCAACAACAGCUUCCUCUGCCCCAACCACUUCACGCCACGCAAGGGCUACAAGAACCACGAGCACAUCAACGUCAGCUGGUGCUUCGUCUGCUCUGAAGGGGGAAGUCUCUUGUGCUGUGAAUCCUGUCCAGCUGCGUUCCACCAGGAGUGUCUGAACAUCCAGAUGCCCCAGGGCAGCUGGUUCUGUAACGACUGCAAGGCCGGGAAGAAGCCGCGCAUCAAGGACAUCCUGUGGGUGAAAUGGGCUCGCUACAGGUGGUGGCCGGCCGAGGUCUGCCUGGCCAAAGACGUCCCGGAGAACACCCUGCGGAUGAAGCACGAGGUGGGAGAGUUCCCCGUUCAGUUCUUCGGCUCCAAGGACUUCGUGUGGACCUACCAGGCGAGGGUCUUCCCCUACAUGGAGGGCGACACGCACAACAUCGAGAAGAUGGGCAAGGGCGCGGACGCCAUCUACAAGAAAGCCCUGACGGUGGCCGCGGAGCGCUUCAGAGAGCUGACGGCGGAGAAGGAGAUGAGACAGCUGCAGGAGGACCGGAAGAACGACAAGAAGCCCCCUCCCUACAGGCACAUCAAGGUGAACCGACCGAUCGGCAAGGUGCAGAUCAUCACGGCAGACCAAUCGGAGAUCCCGCGCUGCAACUGCAAGGGGUCGGACGAGAGCCCGUGUGGCGUGGACUCGGAGUGCAUCAACCGCAUGCUGAUGUACGAGUGCAGCCCCCAGGUGUGUGUGGCCGGGGAACGCUGCCAGAACCAGGCCUACACCAAGCGGCAGUACUCCCCCGUGGAGAUCUUCAGGACGCUGGCCCGGGGCUGGGGCCUCAGGGCCAUCCUCGACAUCAAGAAGGGAGCCUUUGUGAACGAGUACGUCGGGGAGGUGAUAGACGAAGAGGAGUGUCGCGCCAGGAUCCGCCACGCGCAGGAGAACGACAUCUGUAACUUCUACAUGCUUACACUGGACAAGGACCGGAUCAUCGACGCGGGGCCCAAGGGGAACCAGGCGCGCUUCAUGAAUCACUGCUGCCAACCCAACUGUGAGACGCAGAAGUGGACGGUGAACGGGGACACCAGGGUGGGGCUGUUCGCCAUCCAGGACAUCCCCCAAGGUGUGGAGCUGACCUUCAACUACAACCUGGAGUGUCUGGGCAACGGGAAGACGGUCUGCAAGUGUGGAGCCCCAAACUGCAGCGGGUUCCUGGGGGUCCGGCCAAAGAACCGGCCGUCGGCAGAGAAGCUCAAGCUGAGGGAGGGCAAGAAGAAGCUCCCCAUGAAGAAGAAGAGCAAGCCGGAGCUGACCAAGGAGAGGGAGGAUGAGUGCUUCAGCUGCGGGGACGCCGGUCAGAUCGUGUCCUGCAAGAAGCCCGGCUGUCCCAAGGUGUACCACGCAGACUGCCUCAACCUGGCCAAGAGGCCGGCAGGGCGGUGGGAGUGUCCCUGGCACCAGUGCGACGAGUGCGGCAAAGAGGCGGCCUCGUUCUGCGAGAUGUGCCCCAGCUCGUACUGCAAGGAGCACCGCGACGGCAUGCUGUUCAUCUCCAAGCUGGACGGCAAGCUGUCCUGCAGCGAGCACGACCCCUGUGGCCCGGACCCGCUGGAGCCCGGGGAGAUCCGCGAGUACACCGCCCCGGUGGCCCCCGCCGCCAUGGGCCCGUCUCCCUUCCCUAAAGCGGGGGCUCCUCCGGGGCCCGGGGCCACCGCCGACGCCAACGCCGCCGCUCCCCAGCCCGCCGUGGGAUCGGCCGUGGGAUCGGCCGCCGGAUUGGCCGUCGCGGCCUCGGCCAAGCCGCUCCCCCCUCCCCGUCUCUACAUCAACACCAAGACGGCCACCUCCAGCUUCCUGCCCACUGGCCGCGCCUACGGGUCGGACGGCUCCGAGGGGCCCGUCUCGUCCCCCGAGGGCUCGUCCAAGGUCCCGGGCGAGGAGGAGGAGGAGGAGGGCGGUGAGGAGGAGGACGAUGAGGAUGAUGAGGAGGAUGAGGAAGAUGAGGAUGAUGAUGAUGAUGAUGACGCGAUGGAGAUUGUGGAGGACGAGGAGGACAAUAAUCCACAGUAUGGUGGGAAAGAGGUGGAGGAGGAUGAGGAUGAAGAUGGGGAGGUAUACAACUCAUGGGGUGAUUAUGUGGAGGGUGAGGAAGACGACGGUGAAGUGGAGGGCAGUGAUAUGGGCGAAUUGGGGAGGGUUGAGGAUGAGUGACAGUUGCCGAGCCCAUCCAUCCAUCCAUUCAUCCGUCCAUCCAUCCAUCCACCCACAGAUCUCUUCCUUUGACUGAAGUUGACCAAGCAUUCCUAAGAAAUGACAUCAGCCACGACGCGCCGUAGACAUUUUAUUUUGGAGGAGGGACAAGGAUGGGGGUAGGGACGAUGGCUGAGAGACUUUAUCCACUUGGUACUGAAGUUGAAUGCAACACUGCCUUCAUGUGGGGGUGCUGCGCAGCCUUCCGGCCCCCCUGGGUCGGAGACUCCGGGGGGUGUACUGGUGCUAUAGCCCGAGGACUCGCCCCAUCGGCCCGUUUAUACUAACUGUUGAUAUGCUUAUUUCUGUCUGGUGCUGUCAUGUUGUUUGUUUUUUUUUCUCAAAAAGUUGUUUACAUUUUUUUGUUGCCUUUUUUUUUUAUGUUCGGAGUACAAAAAAAAUUAUGAGAAAACCUCAACUUGUCACUUACUGUCAUCACAUGGCCAUCCUAUCAUGUAGUUUUUGACUUGUCGUUUUGAGUACAAGCGUUGUCAGAAUCAUGUUUUUCAUCGUUCAAUGUUAAAACUGAGAGGUAACAACUGCUUGGUUCAUACAAGGAUGGGUGAGAAUAAACCAUUUAAAUACAAAUUUAAUGUAAAAUGUUGUUUUUCCAGGAGGAGUCAACAAACCAGUACGUUUGGAACAGCUCAGGCAGGCCAGUGAUUGCUGCAGGACACAGUGCUUAACGAUGACACUAUAGCUAACGAUGCAGACAUUGUCGUGUUGCUAUGGGAACGAUUUCAGAGGGAACGGUUUUUGAAACAGGAACCUUGAUCUCUGUUCAACACUAAUUACCGGGCGUUUGGUUCGGAGCACUGUUGAAAUACAAUUCUUACAGAUUCAGAAAUCAGCAGUUCCAUCAUAAGCAGUCUCAUCAUAAGUAAGUGUCAUUGUUUUUUAAAUAACCCAAAUUUCCCUGGAUCCGAUUUAUCUCACAUGGCGGUCAGUUUUCUAUAUCUACUUUACAGAUAUCCUUGUACUUAAAUUCAACAAUUUGAACGAUUUGAAAUCUGUGAUAUGGUGCUGGAAUCCCUUUGCCACAUAAUCCAAGAAACUGCAGCCAAAUAUAGAUUGGCCAAAGCAAGCACUGGGCGACGGGAUAGCGAAGAGUGGAUUAUUGUACUUCUGUCCAGGCAGCUGCUCCAUCACGUUGUUGACUUGUGUUUUCCAAGCUGAGCGUCUUUCAGAUAUUUUGUCGUGCUUUAAGUUGUAUUUGGUCAUGUCUGCUUUGGUUUUGUUCUCAAUCCAUUUGAGUAUAAAGUAUUAUUUAUUUCUGAUGGGAAAGUCAUGGUUAGUUUACCUUUUUCUUUUUUUUUUGGCUGUGGUGGCCAUGUAGAUGAUAAUCUGUGUUUUUCGGUUAUCUACUCGGACACAAACUUUUGUCUCCAACAAAAACGGUUUUAGAAAGGUAUUAAAUAUGGUCAAGGGAUUUCAAACCAAUGUCAAAGCAGUGGAAAUGGGAUUUGAAUGUCAUUGUAAAAAAAAAAAAAAAAAAAAGGAUCAAACCUAUAAAGUAAUUGAGUGUUGGGUAAAAUCAAAAGAAUGUACUGCAUUUGCAGGUUUUUGGGGGAAAUAUUUCCAUGAAGCACUUCUAGUUUACACUGCAUAUUUAUCAGUUGGUCACCACACUUAAUAGACAUGCAGGUAAUGUAGGCCUACCAUUUUGUUACUGAGUUUUGUACUUCUCAAUAGUCUUUUACAUUGUCAUGUAUAAUAUUUGUAAGCACAAUACCAACUGAGUUUCAUCCAUUGUUGACUCCUUUCCUCAUUGGGUAAAUCUUGCAAAGAAAUGUUUUAAUCAAACUGUACUGUGCUCAAGAAUAAUCUAUGUGUUAGUAAAGUUUUACGACAGUAGCAUUUUAAUCAAAUUCUAUGUUACCCCUUUCUGGCUUAUUUAAUUAACCCAAUCCAAUGAACAAUACAUAAGUCAGAUAGCAUAUACACCAUCAAUAUCAGAUCUAGAAGAUUAAAAUGGCCAACAGCAGUUCCUCCGAGUAGGGUCCAGCUGCAACCCCGGAGAACAACACCUUGGCGUGACAACAACCCAUGCGCGACGGAAGUACUCUGG